Molecule: messenger RNA, 2339 nt
Organism: Symsagittifera roscoffensis
Lineage: Eukaryota; Metazoa; Xenacoelomorpha; Acoela; Convolutidae
Product: glycine receptor subunit alphaZ1-like
Exons: 7
Coding region: 251-1870 (539 amino acids)
Biological process (GO): regulation of membrane potential; signal transduction; monoatomic ion transmembrane transport
Cellular component (GO): synapse; neuron projection; plasma membrane
Molecular function (GO): transmembrane signaling receptor activity; extracellular ligand-gated monoatomic ion channel activity; neurotransmitter receptor activity
Source: RefSeq, a predicted model, not a curated record
CCAGUCGAGCAAUUGUGUUUAUUACUGCUCUAAAGAAAGUAACUGUUUAGUGCACAACUUCCUUUGGAAUAUACGAAUACAGUGUUUAAAUAUAUUUUUUAAAUAAACAAAAGUUCUCCAUUGAUAGCGGUUACCCUACAUCAUGCCCCUGCUCCAUUUUAAAGCUUCUUAACACUUUGCUGCUGAAGCUUCAUAUUUGGUUACCAAUAGUUGGCUAUAAAUCAUUAUAAUUUGUUUGGCCUGGAUCAAUAUGAUUUUAGUACGUAGCUUCUGCAUUUUCUUUGUGGCUCUAUGUUCUUUUCUUUCUUGCAUCAAAUCAGAGGAGUCGGACAUGUUGAGUGAAGCAAUCAAAAAUGCCAUUUCUCCUGACUUAUCUAAAUAUGACAGCGGCAAAGUGCCCUGUUCGCCACGCCCCCUUAAUAUAUCAGUAAAUGUAUUCAUUGAGAGUUUACGCGACAUCACUUCCCAAUGUGUGGUUGAUUUUUACUUGCGACAGUCAUGGGUAGAUUGUUACAUAGCAGACUCUAUAAACUACUCUUCCACUUCCACAACUACCACACCCGUUCAGUUAGUUCUUCAGCCGGGAGAUUUCACCGGCUUCACAUUCCAAGAGCAGAAGGUCUGGCUGCCCGACUCCUACUUUUUCCAGGUGCGCCAAGCAGACAUGGGCCUUGGUCCCAUGCAACAUUUCAUCAGAGUUGACAAGUACGGAUCUGUUCUCCUCAGUCAGAAGGUGAAGCUGGUGACUCCGUGUGAGAUCAACGUCGCCUACUUCCCCUUCGACGUCACUCAAUGCACAGUGGUGUUCACGAGUUAUGGACACACAGAUGCCUCCAUUGUGUACUCGUGGGACGACAACGGAGUUAUGCUCCCAGGGGACAACCUGGACGACAAUGGAUUCCAUUACAUCUACGCACACCUAUCCACUAGGACGGACGUGUUUGACGUGGGAAAUUUCUCAACCAUAGAGGCGCGUCUCUUCUUCGAGAGGAGAUACAAUGUGUUCUUCGUCCACGUGUACAUCCCGGCUGCUCUGAUUGUGCUGCUGUCUUGGAUUGGGUUCUACAUCCAGAGAAACGCCACACCUGCCAGGGCCUCAAUUGGGAUUACGACUGUGCUGACAAUGUUGACGCUGGCUUCUGAGAGCACGAACAAAUACGACAAGAACAUCAGCAACACCAUCAACGCCAUCAACAUCUAUGUCUGGGUUUGUUUCGCUUUCGUCAUCCUCGCCAUGGUCGAGUUCGCCCUAUCCGACUACUUUAACAAACCCAGAUACCAUAAGAAAAAGCAACGCAUCGUCAAGAACAAAGAAAAGGAAAAAGAAGAAAAGGAAAAAGAGAACGAGAAAGCAGAUUCAUUGUUGGGCGGGGUUGCAGGGGAUUUUUGUAUAGGCAAUCAAAUGAACCCUGGUUUCGUAUACACCAACUCAAAUUCCAUCAGGCAGUUAAGGACCCGGAUACCAAUGGCAGCAGCAGAAAAUGGAAACGACUCAACUGCCCCUAGAAUAUGUUUGACUUCGGGAAGACCUGCUGUCAACGCUCUUUUUCCAGCCCACGCUCGUCGGUCAGAGUCACAGGGCAUGGCUGUGGAGAACGAACCCCUCAAUGGAUCUGCCAAACCACCGGGAGGUGAAGCUGGGGGAGCCGCAGACAGGCCACCCCGUACACGCAAACUGACACUAGCCAACCUUGCACACCGAAUGAUUGAGGCUCGGGUGAAGGAGGUCCCUCGCACUGUCGAUAAAGUGUCCAGGUAUUUGUUCCCAAUUGCGUUCCUCAUCUUCAACGUGGCCUAUGCCACCUAUUAUGCCAUAUGCAUCCAUAUGUACAGACAACACCUGAGGGAGAAGAUGGCACAGCUGCAGUAACAGCAGCAGUAACAGCCGCAGCUGCGUGAACACCACAAACAUCCGAGACGCCAGCAGACAACCCAUCUUGUUGAUUGCCGCCUGUGACUCAUCAAAACUAUAUUCAAUGUUUUGGAAAAUAUUGCCGCACCGAAUCAUUCUUGAAUCAUUCAGAACUAUUGAUCGAAAAACAAAAACGCUUAUGUUCCAAGUCCAUAUGCAGAAAAACACUAGGUGGUACCCCUAAGACGCUUAAUUUUAGUCAGCCUACAGUACCCCUUGUUAAUGGAUCAGCACCAAAACUCAUCAAAUCAGACAAAAAUACUGAUAAGAUGGUCAGCCAUCCAAACUGUGUGAAGCAUUUACAUUACUUUCAUACUCUGUGACCUUGAAAGUAGGCAUUUUAUUAGAAACAAACAGCUGCAGCAACUUCACUUGCCAAUUUUUGUUUCUAAAUUUUAUAAAAAGAAGUAAUUUGGUCAGAUGCAGA